AAAACUUUGUUUUCUUCCCAGAGUUCAGCAGGGGGAGGAUCGCCCAUGCAGGUCCAUGCGGUCCGGUUCGGUCCGGGUCAGGAACUGCUGGGAUCUCUGCAGGCGUUCGUGGAGGAGAGGCGACUCCAAGCCCCGUUCAUCAUCACCUGCGUGGGCAGCGUUACUAAGGCAACACUCCGGCUGGCAAACGCCACAGCCACAAACACAAAUGAGGUGAUCCACCUCACCGGGCGGUUUGAGAUCGUCUCCCUGGUCGGCACGUUGAACCCAGAAGCUCACGUCCACAUCUGCCUGUCGGACGGCGAGGGCAAGACCAUCGGUGGUCAUGUGAUGGGGGAUCUGGAGGUGUUCACCACAGCUGAGGUGGUCGUCGGCGAGGCGGUGGACCUGCGGUUCAUCCGGGAGAUGGAUGAGCGGACGGGUUUCCCUGAGCUGGUGAUUCAACCAUGCACGGAAAAAAUCAGCCUGACUGAAGCUUUUGUUAAGUGAUGGCAUGUUGGUGUGUGUAUGAAACAUUUAAAAGCAUUUAUCGGGUGUGAAGGGCGGUUGAAGUUACAGCUGCAAUCAAUGUAUUGUUGUUUCUUUUAUAAUAAAGUUGAAAUUCAGUCA
This is a messenger RNA of Scomber scombrus (Atlantic mackerel), 609 nucleotides long. Its product is annotated as bifunctional protein GlmU-like. The transcript has 2 exons. Bases 46 to 489 code for a protein of 147 amino acids. The record is from RefSeq and is a predicted model, not a curated record. Lineage: Eukaryota; Metazoa; Chordata; Actinopteri; Scombriformes; Scombridae.